AUGUCUGUAGUGGAUGAUAAGUUGGGCAUUUUUAGAGAGAAAUCAGAGUUCAAUGUCAUUAACUCGACUGUUAAUGGCAUUGGCCAUGAAGAUAUGUUGAAUGGUGGCACCAUGGUUGAAGAGAGCACCCCAAAAUUAGCUAAGCAGCGAGCUGAAGUGGUGGAGUGGUUAAAUGCCUUGUUUGACCACUUGAUUUUGCCAUCUGAAACUUCUGAAGAGGAUCUGAGAGCUUGUUUGAUUGAUGGGACCAUCUUAUGUGGCAUUCUGAACAAACUGAGUCCUAGUUCUAUAACAAAGGUAAACUCUCGCUCAGGUUCAUUUGGGGCUGACGAAUCUGGCCUUUCUGCUUAUGAGCGCUCUGAAAACAUCAAGAGUUUUUUAUCUGCUGUUGAUGUGCUGGGGCUACCAAAGUUUGAACCUUCCCACUUGGAGCAGGGACCUAUCACCACAGUGGUUGAUUGCUUAUUGACCCUUAAGGAUCACUUUACCCAUGAAGGUGGUGACAAAAUCUCCCUAUUUACAUCAAUUCAUGAUUCAACGACAUUGAUUUAUAAAUUUAUUACUGGGAAGUGUGAGGAUCUGUCUCAGAAAGGAUGGGUGCUUCCAGAAGCAGAAACUUGUGUGGUAGGGGAUGCCAGGCAAGGAGACCAGUCGCAAAGGCGUAAUUAUUCAUCGUUGAGAAAUGAUAGACGCAGGUCUUAUUCCGAUUUGCAAUUUGAGAAUAUUUUACGCAGUCCUGUGAUGUCGGAGCCAACUUCUGCUUGGUUACAUCAUGUUGGACAGAAAUUCCAUGAGGUUUUUCAGCUGAACCAAAGCCAUUCAGAUCUUUCCUCUGCAAGGAGUUUGGGAAUGAUGAACUUGAACAGUUUAGAUAAUGCACCUACUCAAUCUCUGUUAAGUCUUGUCAGUGCCAUUUUGGGAGAAAAGCAGAAUGGUGAAAUACCUCCGCGCGUCGAGAUUUUACUGAGGAAAGUUAUGCAAGAAAUUGAGCGAAGGCUUUCAACUCAAGGGGAGCAUAUUAAAAAGCUUAAAAAUUCCUUAAGAGAAGUUCUUUCACGUGAAGAAAGGCUGGUUUCAAGAGCCAGUGUGUUGGAGACUCUUGCAUCUGGCUCAAAUGAAGAAAUUCAGAUUGUAACUGAUCAACUUCAGAAAAUAAAGGCAGAGAAAGUGAAAAUUGAGGAGGAGAGGAAACUUGGGGAGAAGGAUUUGCUAAGACUGAUGAAGGAGAAGGAUGGCGUUGAAUCUGCUAUUUCAACAUUAAAGCAAGAACUUAAAGCAACAAGAAAGAAAUAUGAGGAGCAGUGUACCCAACUGGAAACACAAGGUAGGGAAGCUCAAGUGAAGUUGCAAGAGCGGCUAAAAGAAGUUGAGGAGCAGUUGACUGAGUCAAGGAAGAGGGUUGAAGAACUUGAGGCAUUUUCUGAGUCAAAAAUUCAGCGCUGGAACAAAAAGGAGAUAUCCUAUGAGAAAUUUUUAGCCUGUCAGCUUCAGGCUCUGCAGGAAAUGAAGUUGUCUUCUAAGUCAGCCAAGCAAGAAAUCUUAAUUGCAAAAAAGAGCUGGAGGGAAGAAUUCAUCAACUUGGGGGGUAAGCUCAAGGGAUUGGCAAGUGCCGCAGAAAAAUAUCAUGUGGUUCUUGAAGAAAAUCGAAAGCUUUAUAAUGAGGUUCAAGACUUAAAAGGAAACAUAAGAGUUUAUUGUCGGGUAAGGCCUUUCCUUCCUGGCCAGGUUGAAAAGCAGACAACCGUAGAAUACAUUGGUGAAAAUGGAGAAUUGCUUAUUGUGAAUCGUAGCAAACAAGGAAGAGAUGGCCAAAGGAUGUUUAAAUUUAACAAGGUCUUUGGUCCCACAGCUACUCAAGAGGAGAUAUUUUUAGACACUCGACCAUUAGUACGGUCUGUUUUAGAUGGAUAUAAUGUAUGCAUCUUUGCAUAUGGUCAGACUGGCUCUGGGAAGACCUUUACAAUGACUGGGCCAGAUAUGUCUUCGGAAGAGCACUGGGGAGUUAAUUAUCGAGCUCUGAAUGAUCUUUUCCACAUUUCACGGAGUAGGAAAGACACUUAUGGGUAUGAAGUUGGUGCUCAAAUGGUUGAGAUAUAUAAUGAGCAAGUCCGUGAUCUACUCAUUAAUGAUGGUUCACAGAAAAGACUUGGGAUUUGGACGACUUCUCAACCCAAUGGACUGGCUGUCCCUGAUGCCAGCAUGCAUACUGUCGAAUCAACUGCUGAUGUUAUAGAACUGAUGCAAAUAGGUCUGAUGAACCGAGCAAUAGGUGCCACUGCUCUUAAUGAAAGAAGCAGCCGAUCUCAUAGUGUCCUGACUGUGCAUGUUCGAGGAUUGGACUUGAAGACAGGAGCUGCUUUGCGUGGGUCUCUUCAUCUAGUGGACCUUGCCGGAAGUGAGAGAGUGGAUCGUUCUGAAGCUACUGGAGACAGAUUGAAAGAAGCCCAACAUAUUAAUAAAUCGCUUUCAGCACUUGGAGAUGUAAUCUCAGCUUUAGCACAAAAGAGCUCUCAUGUACCUUACCGGAACAGUAAACUCACUCAAAUUCUUCAAAGCUCUCUAGGUGGUCAGGCUAAGACGCUGAUGUUUGUACAGCUAAACCCAGAUGUUGAGUCAUAUUCUGAGACGAUAAGCACUUUAAAGUUUGCUGAAAGAGUUUCUGGGGUUGAGCUUGGAGCUGCGAAGAGCAGUAAAGAGAGCAAGGAUAUUAGAGAUUUGAUGGAACAGGUAGUAUCUCUCAAGGAAGUGCUUGCAAGGAAAGAUGCAGAGAUCGAACGGUUGCAAACACUCCGUGAUCUCAAAUUCCAACCUCUUGAUCCCUACCUCACCGGUGAUAAGCGAAGCAUGAGUACUGGGAAGCUCACACUGUCUCCUGGCAGGCCUUCAAUAGGGGCUGGGCUUCACAAAAAUCGCAAAGCAGGCAGUGGAAGACCAGUUGGGCCUCUUGAUUCUGUUAAAGCAGCCUCUGAUAUCGACAAUUGCUCAGAAUAUAGUGAUAGGAACUCUGAGGCUGGUUCUCAACAGUCUCUUGAAGAUUUUAAACAUCUAAAGGAUUUUGAUGGGCAAGCCAAGUAUGAUACUGGAGGAGAGCGUGAGCAAAGUGUUCGAACAGGGGAUGUUGAUCUUUUAGGGUUUGGUGAGGCUGAUUCAGAGGAGAGGUUGAGUGAUAUAUCGGACGGUGGCCUCUCCAUGGGAACUGAAACCGAUGGCUCAAUUUCAAGCGUAGUUGAAUUCACUCUUUUCCCUGAUGCCAGUAAACCAGUGGAUAACUCUGAAAAGAGGUUGAAAGUUCCCUCACGAGUUCCCCGUCCGCCAAUGAAACCGGGACAAACAGCAUCUGCCCGAGUACCAUCCAAGCUGUCGACCAAGAAUGCCUCAAGUUCGAGAAGAGCUUCAACUGAUCAGGCACACUCAUCAUCUUCAAAGUCUUCAAAACGAUGGCAAUAAGAAAGGCAUCCGCUUUUUUGUAAACAUGUUAAGAUUAGGCAAUGAUUUCAGCUGUGUGAUUAACCUGUUGAUGGACCUUAGCACUGACAUUUAGCAGCUGUAAUAUCGUAGUCCACGGUGCAUGGUAGUUUUCUUUAGUGCCAUGUAAUCCAUUGGCCUAUUGUGUAACAUAUGCUAAGGCAUUUAUUUUAGUAACAAUUAAGUUUUCUGAUUAUGCUUAUUA
This is a messenger RNA of Amborella trichopoda, 3670 nucleotides long. The record is from RefSeq and is a predicted model, not a curated record. Lineage: Eukaryota; Viridiplantae; Streptophyta; Magnoliopsida; Amborellales; Amborellaceae.